AUGGUUCUGUGCUCUACGCCACCGGCCCCGCUGGCCGUCGACGUGGCUGCAUGUCGCUUGCUGAUGCACAAAGUGGCUUCAUCAACUGCCACACGUGAGUAUAUGCGUGUAUUAGCUGUAACGACUUACGGACGCUGUGUGCUUGGACUCGCGGGAUUUCUGACAGUUGCGACUGAGCACAUCGCUGCGUUCGUCAAGUGCAUGUGCGAUGAUGUAAGAGAGGAUGACAUUAAGGUUGUGCGUGAGAUUCUGCUGCUGCUAGCUUUGACGGUUGUGGAUGAGGAUCAUGCGACGUAUAUUGCUCGCAUUGGAGCACAUCCGUUGUUAAUGCGUUUGAUGGAGCACGGCAACGAAGACAUCGAAGAGGCUGCAGCAAAGGUCGUUACAGCAUGUACGAGCAGCCCGUCUGCAGUAACAUUUCCGCAUCGCGUGCGUGAAAUCGAAGAAGUAGAGCUUUUGUGGCCUCUAGCAGCACUUUUGCCGCUCGAUCCUCGCGACGAUGUCCCCAAAAGUGCUGAUGAGAGUACAAGUACUCUCCAGGUACUAAUUCGUCAAGUGCCAACAAGAAUGACGGGCCAGAACAAAACUGGAUAUCGUUUAUGGGGCGCGGCCUUCAUUCUUGCACGCUGGAUUCACAAGCACCGCGAUAUGUUCGUGAACAAAAGUGUGCUUGAAGUGGGCAGUGGUCUUGGACUCGGAGGCAUUACCGCAGCUCGAUAUGCAAAUCACACGACUCUCACCGACUAUCAGUCAGAUACGUGCUCAGCACUUUCUUACAAUGUACGACUUAACAAAUCGUUCACACACGAGCUUGAUGCCUCAAAGCCAGAAGUCAAGGUAUCACUUCUUGACUGGGAUAGCACCGAUAGCAUCGAGGCUUUACCGAAAGCUGACGUUGUGAUUGCAAGCGAUAUUAUCUGCGAGCCAAGCACAGCUGAAGGAUUUUUGCACGUUGUGCGCCAUCACAUUCAGAAAAAUUCUGAUAGCGUGGCAUACCUCAUGAACGCCAACAGCCAUAGUCGUUUUGGGAUUACCCACUUGCAUGCACUCCUGGCUGCAAGUAUCGACCUUUCUUUCACCGUCACCCCAGUUCAUGAACUGUCUGACGGCGCGGACCUUCUUCAGACAGUCAGCGAUGCACAAGAGCUGUCUUACGAGUUCUACGAGAUCCGUGCUACCUCAUAG
This is a messenger RNA of Plasmopara halstedii, 1185 nucleotides long. Its product is annotated as Predicted methyltransferase. The transcript has 4 exons. Gene Ontology annotation, cellular component: cytoplasm; nucleus. NCBI's taxonomy places the organism in Eukaryota, Oomycota, Peronosporomycetes, Peronosporales, Peronosporaceae. The coding region runs from base 1 to 1185 and encodes 394 amino acids. The record is from RefSeq and is a predicted model, not a curated record.